Molecule: messenger RNA, 817 nt
Organism: Symbiodinium pilosum
Lineage: Eukaryota; Dinophyceae; Suessiales; Symbiodiniaceae
Source: the annotation of a GenBank genome assembly
GCCCAGCAUCUUGAGGCUGCCAGCGAGCUUUGCGAGUCUUGCAUCAAGGGUGAUCCCAAAAUCGUGCGGCUGCUUUUGGAAGCCGGCGCCAACAAAAAUGCUGUGGAUGAAAAGGGCGACGCAGCCCUCAUAAUCGCAGCUCGGACUGGCCACGUGGAGAUCGCACGGCUGCUUGUGGAAGCCGGUGCUGACAACAACCUGAAGAGUCACUAUGGCUGCACAGCGCUCAUGGCGGCAGCUAGGAAGGGCCACGUGGAGAUCGUACGGCUGCUUCUGGAAGCUGGUGCUAACAAGAAUUUUAAGGAACUCGGCACUGGCUACACAUCGCUAAUGGUUGCUGCUCAGAAUGGCCACGUGGAAAUGGCGAGGUUGCUUUUAGAAGCUGGUGCUAACAAAGCCCUGCGGAAUGACGAGGACCAGACAGCCCUCAUGCUUGCAGCUGAGAGGGGCCACGUGGAGAUUGCGCGGCUUCUUUUGGAAGCAGGUGCUCUCAAUGACGAGGGGCGUCCCAUUGGCAACACAGCCCUCAUGCUUGCAGCUGAGAGGGGCCACGUGGAGAUUGCGCGGCUUCUUUUGGAAGCAGGUGCGGACAAGGACCUGCAGAAUAGAUCUGGCAAAACAGCCCUCCUGCUCGCCGCCGAGAGAGGCCACGUGGAGAUUACAAGGCUGCUUUUGGAAGCUGCUGCUGACAAAGACGUACAAAGUGGCUACGGCACCGGCACCACAGCCCUCAUGGUCGCCGCAUUCAAGGGCCACGUGGAGAUCGCGAGGCUGCUUGUGGAUGCUGGUGCUGACAAAGGCCUGAAGGAUAGAUUCG